GGCGGAAGUACGUAAACCCGGAAGUUGAUGUUUUCCGCGCGUCUUUUGGGAUAAGCUACGCUACACGCAAUCUGAGUUGCUGAGAUGGCGGGAGUUAAUGCUAUGGAGAAGAAAUUGGCUGAAUACAAGUGUGACACAAAUGAAGCAGUAUGCCUAAAAUUGGUUCGAUUUCCUGAAGAUAUUGAAGAUGAUGGCACAACAUUCCACCCUGAGUACAGCCACCAGACAUUUGGAGAUGAUGAGGUUGCUUUUGGAUACAAAGGGCUUCAAAUCCAGCUUUAUUAUACUGCUGGUAACCUGAGUACCCUCUUCAAAGUGAAAUAUUCAUCCAAGGUCACAGAGAAGUUUGACUGUGUUGAGGCUGAUGACAUCGAAGGAAAGAUCAGGGAGAUUAUUCCUGCUGGUUUCACAAGCAACACUGAUGACUUCAUCUCACUGUUGGACAAAGACGCCAACUUUAAGCCUUUUGGCACACUUCUCCACACGUACACAGUGCACAAUGAGGAGGCAGGAGAGCUCACAUACCAGAUCUACAAGGCUGACAUGACUUGUGCGGGAUUCCACGAGUACCAUGAGCGUCUGCAGACCUUCCUCAUGUGGUUCAUAGAGACGGCCAGCUUCAUCGAUGCUGACGACGAUCAUUGGGACUUCUUUCUUAUAUUUGAAAAGUACAAUAAAGAUGGGGAGACUCUCUACGCUACUGUUGGCUACAUGACAGCUUAUAAUUACUACGUGUACCCAGACAAAACGAGACCACGUGUAAGCCAAAUGCUGAUCCUGCCUCCAUACCAAGGAGAGGGACAUGGAGCCCAGCUUCUCGAGUCAGUGCAUAGGUUUUACUGCAACCUGCCCAAGGUGCAAGACAUCACAGCUGAAGACCCAUCGGAGAACUAUGUGAAGUUGAGGGACUAUGUGCUGACCAAACUUUGCCAGAGUCUACCAUCAUAUGCUUCAGACAAACUGCAGCUUGGCUUUUCAGAAGACAUGGUCAAAGAGGCUCGGGACAAACUGAAGGUCAACAAGAAACAUGCCAGGCGAGUGUAUGAGAUCCUACGUUUGAGAACCACAGACAUGAGUGAUGAGGAGCAGGCUCGGGAUUAUCGCCUGGAGGUGAAGAAGAGGCUAUUUGGACCAUACAGGAAGAAUCAGAGGGAGCUAGAGAAGAUGAAGAAGUGCUUGCGGCCAGAGGAGCUGGUGUCACACAUGGGCCAGAUGGACACUCAGGUGCAGCACGAGGAGCUGGAGAAGAGCUACCAGGAGGUGGUGGGAGAUUACCGCAGGAUCAUCGAGAGGCUGGCUGCACAGGCCUGAACACACUCCUCUUAGAGCAACAGACAGUAGUUGGAACGACACUGUAGUCACCAAAGAGUGCGGCUGAUUUUAGCAUCUUGGUCAGUGUCUCAUCGAUGGGUCAGGCCGUGUUGUCUACUGAUGAUAGUCCGUCAGUCCAACGGCCACACAUCUAAAUGACCCACGUCUUUAAACACAUCAUAUGAGGUUCACUUUCAUCAGUUAUUUACAGCUUUGCCAUUCUGUUUUUCAUAUGGACACCAUGGAAGUUCUUUUCAAAACUGUGUAAGUGUAUGUUUCAAAGCACUUCUGAAAAUAAAUUGGUUUUGUAUAUUACACAUGAGAUGAUGAUUUUAGGUAUUUAAGACAUGAGAAUGUUCAGUCAGUUACAUUCUCUAGUGACUUGAAACAUUUUAACAUUUUGGUCUGAGAAAAAAACUGUUUGUAUCAAUUCAUUUGAUUAAAGCUUAUUAUAUUUUGUGGGCUUAUAGUGAAAUGGUUGCUCUGGUAUUACAAAAUACACAUGUAUUAGAUGCAGGCUAUGUAUUUCAUAUCUGAACUAUAUGGUGCUAUCUUGUGGCGCUCAACUGUUCUUCCCACUGCGCAGCCUGUUCUGGUUCUGGGAGUAAAGUUCUCAUUUAUUUUCCACAUAGACCUUUCAGAAAAUUUAAAUAUUAAGAGUUUAAAGCUACAAAAGAGGCUAACCAGCUCUUUGAUAACUAAUAUUGUGUUAAUGCACUCAAAUACAUUCAAAACCGAAAAAAUUCUACAAAAUGUUAUAAUAUGGUUUCAGAAACAGAUUUUAAAUAAAAAUAAAGCAUUGAUGCAUCUGGGUACCAAAUUUAGUUUGGCUGCGGCAAACAUUUUGUCAGGACGUCCCAUUGGCAAGAACAGAUUUUUGACUUGUUACCAUGGAAACACAGUGAUAGGUGGGUGUGGGUGUCAUUGAAUUUUUGUGAUUGAGAGCAUGUCACGAAUAUGUGUACCAAAUUUUAUGUCUUUGACAAAGAAAAUUGUAUUGUUCCAUAGAAAUUGCCUAAGAGGGGCUAUUGCACCCAUUUUUAAAAUGUUUCUGUUCAAGGUCAGACAUGGAUCUAUUACUAUGGUCAGGGUGUCCACCAACAAUUAAAGGUUGAGUGAAAUCAGCCAUUAUGGAAUGUUCAUAAGAAUAACAUGGAGAGUCUGUCAUUGCUACGGCUACACGAAAGUCAUUGGCAUGGCUGUCAUUUUCGUGAUCAGGAUGCAAAGACUGAAUUUUGUGCAAAAUUUCAGAACAUUUAGAAAAACUAUAUAUUUUAUUUUAUUUUUUGUAGAUUCCUUUUUUUUUUUAAAUGCUUUAGGGCUAGAGCUUUUUCCGUGAAUGCCCUAGGAGGAGUUCGUAAAAGUAGGAUGUUUACAAAAAAUGCUGAAUCAUGCUGAGCAAAGUUUAAUCCAAUAUGGCUGACCCCUGGUUGAGUGGACAGUGAUACCGUAAUAUUUUUUUACUUGUCAUGUCAUAUUCUACUUCUGUGUCAAAUGCAAGCCCCGGGGCCUAAACAUGGCCCCCCACUGAAGUCAAUGGGUCGUGCUCAAUGGCGCAUGUCGUGAGUUUAGUCUUUAGCAGCUAGGUACAUCCAGUCCUGCCCAUGGACCAUGCGCAUUUGAGCUACCCCCCAUGAGACUGAGCGGAGCGGCCACAAAGGAGGCAAAGGAAUAAUGAAUAAAUGACAAAUUAUAAUAUUAUAAUGUUUAUGCUUCCAGGGCACUUCUGAACCACGUUCUAAACCUGUGGCUCAUUCAUGACAGUUGGGGUUAUUUGUAUCGUUCACAUGCUCGUUCAUGUCGUACCAUGUGACCGCUCUAACCAAUCAGUGCUUGAGCUUGGUUAGAGCUUAGAGCAGGCCUAGACAGUGUUUUUUUAAGACAACAGAUGGAUUUUGAGCUGAGAAAAAGUUUAUGAUCUGAAAAUAGAUAAAAAUCGCCACAAAAUUCAACCUUUGUGAAAGCUGUAUGUGCUCUGUCAGGCAAACACAAGCAGUCUGUGAUUACAAGAUUGCGCUCUACUAGGAAAAUCCUUUCUGAGCAGGAGUGAUUCUUUCAUUGUAGUACCACUGCGUGGCCACUAAUCCAGCUUGCGACAGCUCUAAGCAAAGAAUACCCUGUCCAGUUAUUUUAAUAGAUUCAUGGUCAAAUGUCAUGAUUCUACUUGUAUAUUUUUUGGCAUUGUUCCUAUACCCUAAUGUCAUUUUUUUGUGUGUGUGAGGGCGCUGACAAGCCAUUUUUUUAUUUUCGUAAAUUGGAAAUGGCCUGAAUGUAUAGAAGCGCAAGUUUUAAUAGUUGGCAAAAUUUCAUGAGUUUUCGCCAGUGUUCACUGAGUAAAAACUAGGGGGGUUGGUCCCAAGGAAAAUGGGCACUUCACUUCCUGUCAGCUCACUUACUACUAUUAGCAUCGUUUAUACUAAUGGGCCUUUUGCCUUUUCUGGCGCUUGCGCCUAAAUAUAGGUUUUGUGGCCAUUAGUUGCCACACAGCUUCAAGUGAGCUUUUAAAGUUUUAAUACUUUUUUUUCCCCAGAAAAUCUGGAAAAUGAAUGAGAAAUUUACUUCUAGAACCAAGUGGUGGGCGGUCACUGUUGAACCCCAUAUGGAGAAUAACUGCCCAUUAUUGGUCACCUUUCGGCAACCCAUGUCCAGUUGAAAUAAAAAUCUAUUCUGUCAUUCAGUGCACUGCUGACUACUGUACUGAAGCUGACCUGAUUAACUCAUUUCCCAGUAUGUGUUGUAUGUGCUGUAUUGGUGAGAUGUAAUUUUGCCCCUCUUAUGGCUAAUGCAACUUCUGAUUGCUACUGAUGUUGAGUGUCGCACUAAUGAGUAUUCUAGUUUCCAAUUGAAAACCUUUGUGCCCCAGUAUUGCCCUGCUUGUGCAGAUAACUGUGAUGAAUAUCCAUCAUACUUUAUGAUACUUUAGCACAUUGUCACUAAAUGAAGGCUGCUAGGUCAAUUUUCAAUUUUGUUCCUCUCCACUUGAAACAAGACAAAACCUUGGAACUCUUCACAUCUCUAAUUCAGAUUGAUUGAAUCCACUUGUGGCCACAAGGGGCCUCAUCUCACUGUAGUUUUCUACUUUUCUGCUGUGCAUAUUUGGCAUUACACUACACAGCCUCCGCUUUACUGAGUAUUUACU
Periophthalmus magnuspinnatus is the source of this 4450-nucleotide messenger RNA. It is a transcript of the gene hat1, whose product is annotated as histone acetyltransferase 1. The transcript is spliced from 11 exons. The record is from RefSeq and is a predicted model, not a curated record. Bases 85 to 1311 code for a protein of 408 amino acids. NCBI's taxonomy places the organism in Eukaryota, Metazoa, Chordata, Actinopteri, Gobiiformes, Gobiidae. Gene Ontology annotation, cellular component: nucleus. Gene Ontology annotation, molecular function: histone binding; histone H4 acetyltransferase activity. Gene Ontology annotation, biological process: subtelomeric heterochromatin formation.